UUCAAGUCCGUUACGAUCGUGAAAUUUGUUUAUAAAUAUCAAAGGAAAUGAAGAGCUUAGCUCUCUUGCACCAUUUCCUUUUCAACGAACGAAAUCAAGAUACAAAGGAACAAAUUAAAGGAUUUGCAUUUCUUGAUAUAUGGAUGAUGAUGAUGCGCAAGAAACAAGUUAUCUCAGAGAAUUACCAGUUGGGUACAGAUUUUUGCCAACAGAUGAAGAACUGGUGACUCAUUAUUUGAUAAACAAAGUUUUAAACAGACCUCUUCCUGCACAAAUAAUUCAAGAUACUGAAGCCAGUCGCCUUUAUAGCAAGCCUCCCAGUAGCCUUGUGACCUUUUCAUGUGGGGAAAGAAAUUGGUAUUUCUUUAUUCAUGAAGAUUUUGCUGGAGGAAGUGAAGGAAUUAGAAUUGUUGGAGGUGGAAUAGGGUUUUGGAAAGCAAAUGGACAAGAAAAACCCAUUUGUAACUCAGAUGGAACUGUUUUUGCAUUCAAAUUCCAUUUUACUUAUUUCUCUGGAAAAUUUCCAAAUGCCAAGAAAACACAUUGGAAGAUGGAUGAGUAUAGAUUGCCAACUGAAUUUUACACUGCUCAUAAUUUCAAGGGAGAAGAAUGGGUACUUGGAAGACUUCAAAGAGGAAUGGACUACAAUAAUUGUUAUUAGUUUUUUCAAAUUCUUCUUUAUUUAUUCAUUUUUUGGUGCAAAUAAUGAAGAUUUGAUAAUGUCAUCUCAUCUAUGUUUUGCUCAAUUUAUUACAUAGUCAAGACAUAGAAACUAUAGAGAAGUAAAGGGAAAAAAAAAGGGUUUUGUUUUGUUUUUUCUUUGUUUAUAGUAGUACUUUUCUUUUACUAUAUCAAUUAAAAUUCAUUUAUUCAUUUA
Molecule: messenger RNA, 877 nt
Organism: Jatropha curcas
Lineage: Eukaryota; Viridiplantae; Streptophyta; Magnoliopsida; Malpighiales; Euphorbiaceae
Source: RefSeq, a predicted model, not a curated record